AAGUUUUGUUUGUUGUAAAAAUCAUUGGUUUAGGCUUUGGUGGGUUGUUUUGGCUUUGUCAAACUCAAUCAACUCAUUUCAAUUUGUCAAAAAAUUGACGUUCGUUCGUUUAUUCGCGGAUCGUGGUUUUUUCUCUCGAGUUUUUGUUAAAUAUUUGUUUUCACGGAUUGACACGUACAUAUAUAAGCACAUCUUGAAAUUACGAGAUAUUAUAAUUCGUCUUAUCUCAUUCGUCUUGUGUAAUAUCAAAGUGCAACAUGUCGUCCGAGACAGCACAAGUUAGUUCCUUACCAUUGCCUCCUAUGCAAUAUAUAAACUUUUAUACAGAUGAGAAUGUUCGAAGAAAUAGAGCACCACUGCCACCUCGGCCUAUUCACGAUUCAUAUUCAAUGUUUGGACACACUUUUAAUGCGGACGACACCAUAAUCAGGUCAUUGGAAAGCCAGGGAUUUCGACGAUUAUAUCCUAUGCACUUUGAAAGAAGAAGAGAACUAAAGAAGUUAAACCAUUCUUUACUUGUUAAUUUUCUAGAUUUAUUAGAUUUGUUGGUUCAUUGUCCUGAUUCUCCCAAAAGAGCUGAAAAGGUUGAAGAUCUGAGUUUAUUGUUUAUCCACAUUCAUCACUUGCUAAAUGAGUUUAGACCACACCAGGCUCGUGAAACAUUGAGAGUGAUGAUGGAAUUACAGAAACGUCAACGAGUUGAAACCGCCACAAGGUUUAAGAAACACUUGGACAAAGUACAAGACAUAUUGCAGAAUGCAUUGCAAAGUUUACCAGAUCAGAAUGAAAUUGAAGCAAACUUUAAGGUGCCUGUAGAAAUUCUGGAACAAAUGGACUGCAGUACAAAUGAUGUCUCAAAUCAGGAUCCUUGUUACGAACUGGAUCGUAUCAUGUGUAAUGUUGUUGACAACAUGAGAUAAGACAAUUGACUUUUCUUUCUUACUUUUUUAUAUUAUGGUAUUAAUUAUUAGCCUGUAAGUUUUAGCAUAUUGUUGUAUUAAUAAAAAAGCAAUAAGUAAGUAACA
This is a messenger RNA of Spodoptera litura, 1025 nucleotides long. RefSeq names its product mediator complex subunit 7 (gene MED7). Gene Ontology annotation, molecular function: transcription coregulator activity. The record is from RefSeq and is a predicted model, not a curated record. NCBI's taxonomy places the organism in Eukaryota, Metazoa, Arthropoda, Insecta, Lepidoptera, Noctuidae. Gene Ontology annotation, cellular component: core mediator complex; mediator complex. Gene Ontology annotation, biological process: regulation of transcription by RNA polymerase II.